This is a messenger RNA of Closterium sp. NIES-65, 483 nucleotides long. The record is from the annotation of a GenBank genome assembly. Lineage: Eukaryota; Viridiplantae; Streptophyta; Zygnematophyceae; Desmidiales; Closteriaceae.
AUGACGCUCGUGGAGCAACUGCAGAAUCUCUCCGCCCCCUUCUACCGCGCGCUAUCACGCGCGGCCGUGGGGAAGCGGCCGGUCCCCGCGCUGCCGCUGCUCGUGCUGGCGGUGGUGCUCUCGCUCGCCGUGUGGGCCGCGCCAUGGCUCACCGUCCCCCCCGACAUGCUAGCGUCUCCCGGCCCCACGUCCGCGGAGCUGUACGAGGCAUGGGCGCAGCUCUUCGCGCUCGACUCGCCCUUCCCCCCGUCCAACAUCACCCUGCGCGCAUCGCUUCCCCCCCCGCCCCACCUGGAGGACUGCGCCGCGCGCACUGCCUUCCGCCUCGCCACCGAGCGCACAGGGGGGGGAGGGACGGGCGCGGAAGGGGGAAACGGGGAGGGGGAGGUGGAGAGUGAAGCACCGGAGUGGGCGCGGGCGACUGCGGCGUGUGGCAACGUGCCGCAGCCCCCUUGGGUGAGCCGCUGGCUGGACUUCCCUUAA